Molecule: messenger RNA, 5591 nt
Organism: Zea mays
Lineage: Eukaryota; Viridiplantae; Streptophyta; Magnoliopsida; Poales; Poaceae
Exons: 13
Coding region: 11-5488 (1825 amino acids)
Source: RefSeq, a predicted model, not a curated record
CCCUUCCAAAAUGCAACUGCAUCAUCAAACUGCGGGAGAGAAACGGAGCAAAAUCAGAAGGGGAAAAAUAGCUAAACCCAAAUCGAUACCAAACCCAGCCCGGAACGCACGCCCCCCGCCGCCAUCGCCGGCGGCCAGCCACUACAAGCGCGGUGUCCGGAACCUGUACUGUACUACCAACCCCAACAGCCUGGACUCUGAUGAGCCCCAGUUCAUGGCCUGCCAUCUCUCCCCCCUCUUCAAUCUCCGACUCUUGCUGCUGCUCGGCGCUGUCCUCGGAAACGCCGUCCUUGUCCGCGCCGGCGGGGCGGAGGCGUCAGAUCGGGCUGAGCCGGACCCGUACUCGAUCCUGACGUGGCACGACUACUCGCCGCCGUCGCCCCCACUCCCGCCCCCGGACCCGGCGUCGUCGACGGCGACCUGUGAGGGAGACCUCCACGGGAAGGGGGACUUCCGCACGCACUGCGAGGUCUUCGAGGAGGUGGAACUGGGCGACGAUAUCUACAUCACGGGGAACGGCAGCCUCGUGCUCCUCUCUGGCGCCUCCCUGACCUGCGAGAAGGUCGGGUGCGUUAUAUCUGCCAAUCUCUCCGGCGAGGUGCACCUCAGCCGCGGCGUGCGCGUCAGAGCCGGCAGGGUCUCGUUGGUUGCCACCAACAUCACAGUCGCCGACACGGUCGUUGUGAACACCACCGCGCUCGCUGGCGCCCCCCCUGACCGGACCAGUGGCGUUCCCACAGGGACGCACGGCGACGGUGGCGGGCACGGUGGCCGUGGCGCCAGCUGCUUCGUCAAGGAAGGGCAGACUCAGGAGGAUUCAUGGGGUGGUGAUGCCUAUGCAUGGUCUGACCUCGAACACCCUUGGAGCUACGGGAGCAAAGGGGGCUCGACCAGUGUUGAGAAGGACUACGGUGGUGCCGGUGGUGGCAUCGUGUGGCUGUUUGCUGAUGAUCUGGUCAUGAAUGGCACAGUGCUCGCCGACGGUGGGGAUAGCAAUGAGAAGGGUGGAGGUGGUUCUGGGGGAAGCAUCUUUAUAAGGGCUGCAUCGAUGUAUGGUGGUGGCAAGAUCAGUGCCUCUGGGGGUGAUGGUUUGGCUGGGGGAGGUGGAGGGCGAGUUUCUAUUAACGUUUUUAGUAGACAUGAUGACACCCAGAUUUUUGUUCAUGGGGGAAGGAGUUCAGGCUGUCCAGAUAAUGCAGGAGCUGCUGGAACUCUUUAUGAAGCAGUACCAAAGAGUCUUAUUGUCAGCAACAACAAUUUGAGUACACAGACAGAUACUCUUCUUUUAGAGUUUCCAAAUCAACCACUGUGGACAAAUGUUUUUGUAAGAAAUCGUGCCAAAGUUGCUGUCCCCUUGCUCUGGAGUCGCGUUCAGGUCCAAGGGCAACUUAGCCUUCUUUCUGGUGCUAUUCUAACUUUUGGUCUCACUGGUUAUCCAUACUCGGAGUUUGAACUGAUGGCUGAGGAGCUUCUUAUGAGUGACUCAAUAAUUAAGGUGUUCGGUGCUUUGAGAAUGUCUGUAAAGAUGCUCCUAAUGUGGAACUCCAGAAUGGAAAUUGAUGGCGGUGGAGAUUCGAUAGUUGCAACUUCUUUGUUAGAUGCUAGCAACCUGAUAGUUCUGAAGGAAUCAUCUGUGAUACACUCUAAUGCUAAUCUUGGAGUCCGUGGCCAAGGUGUCCUGAAUUUGUCUGGGGACGGAGACACAAUUGAGGCACAACGCCUUAUUCUAUCGCUGUUCUACAGCAUACAAGUUGGACCUGGUUCUGUUUUACGGGGCCCACUUGUAAACAGAAGUAGCGAUGAUGUGGCCCCAAAGCUGAAUUGUGAAGCAGAUAGCUGUCCUGUGGAAAUAAUACAUCCACCAGAAGAUUGCAAUCUAAAUUCUUCAUUGUCGUUUACCCUUCAGGUAUGCCGUGUUGAAGAUAUUGAUGUAUGGGGUGUCGUACAAGGAACUGUAAUUCAUUUCAAUAGGGCAAGAAGUGUCACUGUGCAUACAUCUGGGACCAUCAGCGCAACAGGCUUUGGCUGUCGAUCUGGAGUAGGACAAGGGAAAAUGUUAAGAAGCGGUGUAUGUGGUGGUGGUGGACAUGGUGGCAAAGGUGGGAAUGGUUUUUAUAAGGGAGACCUUGCUGAGGGUGGAGCUAUCUAUGGCAAUGCUGAUCUACCCUGUGAACUUGGCAGCGGCAGUGGGAAUGACUCCACAGAGUUGUCCACAGCUGGCGGGGGUAUAAUAGUGAUGGGCUCAUGGGAUUAUUCUUUGCCAAGUCUUGCCCUCUAUGGUUCAGUAGAAUCAAAUGGUGGCAGCUAUGCUAGUGGCUCUGUUGGAGGACCUGGUGGUGGUUCUGGGGGCACAAUUCUUCUAUUUGUGCACACUUUGUCCUUAGCUGAAAGCUCUGUCCUUUCAAGUGUUGGUGGCUUCGGAAGUACUGGUAGUGGUGGAGGUGGAGGGGGAAGGAUUCAUUUUCAUUGGUCUAACAUUCCUACUGGAGAUGAAUAUGUGCCUGUUGCAGCUGUUAAGGGAUCAAUACUUACAAGUGGAGGAGUCAGCAAAGGGUUAGGAUAUUCCGGUGGCAAUGGAACGGUCACAGGAAAAGCUUGCCCAAAGGGUCUUUAUGGUACAUUUUGCAAGGAUGUCAAUAGAGCAAAAGGGCGUUUCUUCUUUCAGGCUUUCUGGGUCAAGUUGGAAGGCUUUCAUGAUACUGUGGCUCUGGCUUGGAGUUCGGUGGCGCCAGGUCCCUGUCCUUUUGUCACUCUCUCCAGGAAGUUGCAAGCUACCGCUAGAGCUUUGCAAAGUUGGAGUGCGAAAACAGUGGGCUGUUUGAAGCUGCAGCUUGAGAUGGCUAGGGAACUACUUCAUAUGUUUGAGAUGGCUCAGGAGCUUCGGGUUCUGUCUCCUGCGGAGGGCUGGUUCCGGCGUGCUUUGAUGAAGCGCAUUCUUGCGCUCUCCUCCUGGACUAGAUCUGUGGCGCGGCUUCGGUCUCGUGUUACUUGGUUGAGAGUUGGAGACGCCAACACCUCACUCUUCCAUGCUCAAGCAAGAUUCAGGAAGAAGAAGAAUUUUAUUGCUUCCCUAACUACCGCCGAGGGUGAGGUCUUGACUUCACACGAUGACAAGGCAACAGCCCUAUUCGACUUCUAUGAUGGUUUGCUAGGUACUGCUUUUCAGAGGGAUGUCUCUAUCAACCUUGAUGAGUUGGGGUUGCAGUCCUUUGAUCUAGAAAGCUUGAAUGUGCCUUUCUCGGUUGAUGAGGUUUGGGACACAAUCAGAUCAACCCCGUCUGACAAAGCCCCGGGGCCGGAUGGUUUCACGGGUCGUUUUUAUAAAUCUUGUUGGUCUAUUAUCAAGCUUGAUGUGAUGGCAGCUGUCUCACGUGUUUGGGAUUGCAAUUUCAGAAAUUUUGGGCUGCUCAAUUCAGCCCUCAUUACCCUUUUGCCAAAGCUUGAGGGUGCAGCCCUUGUGAAGGACUUCCGUCCGAUCAGCCUCAUACAUAGCUUCGCCAAGCUGGUAACAAAGAUGAUGGCAAAUAGGCUGGCUGGACACUUGGGUGCAAUGGUUUCACCCAAUCAGACGGCUUUUAUCAAAAAAAGGUUCAUUCUUGACAACUUCAUAUUGGUGCAGCGUACGGCCAGAUAUCUCCAUCAACAAAGACAAGCUCGUAUCCUCUUCAAGUUAGACAUUUCUAAGGCUUUUGAUUCGGUGUCAUGGCCGUUUCUCAUUGAGGUUUUGAGGAAAAUGGGGUUUGGGCAGAUUUGGUGUGAUGUUGUGUGUGGACUGUUGGCUUCUUCCUCCACAAGAAUUUUGCUAAAUGGCGUUCCUGGGGAGAUCAUUUCACACCAGAGGGGCCUUAGGCAAGGAGACCCACUAUCCCCUAUGUUGUUCAUUUUGGUUAUGGAUGUUCUGAACUUGCUCAUUCAAAAGGCUUCCGAUGAAGGGUUACUUCAGCAGUUAUCUUCUGGGACUUUACAUCACAGGCUUUCUCUCUACGCGGAUGACGCGGUGGUUUUUCUUAGGCCGGUGGCUUCAGACAUCAGUUUGGUCCUGGAGAUCCUUCGGCUUUUUGGGGAAGCCUCGGGGCUCAAGACCAAUGUCCUGAAAAGUAGUGUGUUCCCCAUUCGUUGUACCGAAGAUGAUUUGUUGCGGGUCCAAGCUUCUCUCCCCUGCCCCAUUUCUGAUUUUCCGUGUCAAUAUCUUGGACUGCCCCUGUCCUUGGGAAAGCUUUCAAAGGCCCAGUUACAGGCAUUGGUGGACAAGGCAGCUAGUGUUCUCCCAGGUUGGAAGGCCGACCUGAUGACAAAGGCGGGUCGUGCUGUUUAUGUUCAGUUUGUUCUCACAGCAAAAAUGAUUUAUGCUGCGAUGGCUUUGGACCUCCCUAUUUGGACCAUCAAAGCUAUUGACAAGAUAAGAAGAGGUUUCCUUUGGAAAGGAAGAAAACAAGCCAAUGGUGGUCACUGUUUAGUGGCGUGGGGUAAGGUCACUAGGCCUAAAGCUCUGGGCGGCCUUGGGAUCACUGAUCUUUGGCUUUUGAGCGUGGCGCUUCGAGCUAGGUGGCCUUGGCUCCAGAGAACCGAUCACUCUAAGCCUUGGUCGGUUCUCCCUGUUCAGGCCUGUGGUACGGUGGAAGCCUUGAUCAAUGUUGCAGUUGUGUCUCAAUUGGGUGAUGGACAGGAUAUCCUCUUUUGGAAGGAUCGGUGGCUGAAUGGUAGAAGCAUCAGUGAGGUGGCACCUGAGGUUCUUGAGCAUGUAUCUAAGUGUGUUGUUUCCAAAAGGCUGGUAAAAGAUGCUCUAACAAAUCUGAAUUGGGUGGCUGAUAUAAGGGGUGCACUUUCAGUUAGGGCGCUUGCACAGGUUUUGGAUCUCUGUGACUUGCUGGAGGGCUUAGUUCUUCAACCUGGGAUUCCUGAUAAGCAUUCUUGGAAGUUCAGCGCGUCGGGGGAUUACUCCUCUAGUUCUGCCUACCAGGUUCUUCUCCUUGGAGCUGUUGAGUUUAGGCCGGCUGAACGGAUUUGGAAGACCUGGGCACCAAGGAAAUGCAAAUUUUUUAUGUGGCUGGUUGUGCAUGAUAGAUGUUGGACAGCUGACAGGUUGGCAAAAAGGGGAAUGGAUCAUCCCGUCUGCUGUCCGCUUUGUGACCAGGCGGAUGAAACUAUUAAUCACUUAUUGGUCGAGUGCAGCUUUGCGAGGCAGUUUUGGUUCCUUUUCCUUCGGUCUGGGGACUUCCAGGUGCUCUGUCCCUCUGCAGGGGAUGGCUGCUUUGACUCUUGGUGGGAGAAGAGUGCCGAGGUGGUGGGCAAGCCUUUGUCGGAUGGUUUCAACUCGCUGGUCAUAUUGGGUGCGUGGUCGAUCUGGAAACACAGGAAUAGGUGUGUGUUUGAUGGUUGUAGCCCGAAUGUUGAGGUCGCCCUUUCGGCAGCUAGGGAGGAGUUGAUGUGCUGGCGUUUGGCUGGCGCUAAAACUCUCUCUUUCUUCCAUUUAGAGGAGCUGUCUUAGGCGUUAAUGGUGGUGUGAGUUUGUAAAACUGUUGUUUCUGUUUUGGGGCUCCCCCCUUUUUUUCUUCUUAAUAUAAAAAUACGCAGACCUCCUGCGUAUUCAA